This is a messenger RNA of Diceros bicornis minor, 2235 nucleotides long. RefSeq names its product synaptotagmin 2 (gene SYT2). Gene Ontology annotation, molecular function: calcium ion binding; syntaxin binding; calcium-dependent phospholipid binding. Gene Ontology annotation, cellular component: dense core granule; synaptic vesicle membrane; axon. The transcript is spliced from 9 exons. The record is from RefSeq and is a predicted model, not a curated record. Gene Ontology annotation, biological process: calcium ion-regulated exocytosis of neurotransmitter; synaptic vesicle endocytosis; regulation of dopamine secretion. NCBI's taxonomy places the organism in Eukaryota, Metazoa, Chordata, Mammalia, Perissodactyla, Rhinocerotidae. The coding region runs from base 227 to 1486 and encodes 419 amino acids.
CAGAACUGAUGGGCGGUGAGCAAGAGUAGAUACAGGGAGUGGAGUGGACACGUCCAGGGCCAGCUGGACCUCGGGCCUGGAGCUCCGAGGAGAGUCGAGCUCUGACAGACGUCAGAAUGGGGGUAUUGCUGAGGCCGGUGUGGAGGAGACCACCCAGGGCACCGGCCUGAGAAGAGAAGGCCCAGGGCAGACCUGGAGGCAACUGGAAGCCGUCCCCUCUGCCACCAUGAGGAACAUCUUCAAGAGGAACCAGGAGCCCAUUGUGGCUGCUGCCACCACCACCGCCACGAUGCCAGUCGGGCCUGUGGACAACUCCACCGAGAAUGGGGGUGCUGGGGAGAGCAAGGGGGACAUGUUUGCCCAGAUGAAGGAGAAGUUCUUCAAUGAGAUGAACAAGAUCCCCUUACCGCCCUGGGCCCUGAUCGCCAUCGCCGUGGUCGCUGGCCUCCUGCUCCUCACCUGCUGCUUCUGCAUCUGCAAGAAGUGCUGCUGCAAGAAGAAGAGGAACAAGAAGGAGAAGGGCAAGGGCACGAAGAACACCAUGACCAUGAGGGACAUGCGCGGGGGCCAGGACGAUGAUGAUGCAGAGACAGGCCUGACAGAGGGAGAAGGGGAAGGAGAGGAGGAGAAAGAGCCAGAGAACCUGGGCAAGCUGCAGUUUUCCCUGGACUAUGAUUUCCAGGCCAACCAGCUCACCGUCGGCGUUCUGCAGGCUGCGGAAUUGCCUGCCCUGGACAUGGGAGGCACCUCAGACCCUUAUGUCAAAGUCUUCCUCCUUCCAGACAAGAAGAAGAAGUAUGAGACCAAAGUCCACCGGAAGACACUGAACCCUGCCUUCAACGAGACCUUCACCUUCAAGGUGCCAUACCAGGAGCUGGGGGGCAAAACCCUGGUGAUGGCCAUCUACGACUUUGACCGCUUCUCCAAACAUGACAUCAUUGGAGAGGUGAAGGUGCCUAUGAACACGGUGGACCUGGGCCAGCCCAUUGAGGAAUGGAGGGACCUGCAGGGCGGGGAGAAGGAGGAGCCCGAGAAGCUGGGCGACAUCUGCACGUCCCUGCGCUAUGUGCCCACGGCCGGGAAGCUCACCGUCUGCAUCCUGGAAGCCAAGAACCUCAAGAAGAUGGACGUGGGCGGCCUUUCAGACCCCUACGUGAAGAUCCACCUGAUGCAGAACGGCAAGAGGCUCAAGAAGAAGAAGACGACCGUGAAGAAGAAGACCCUGAACCCGUACUUCAACGAGUCCUUCAGCUUUGAGAUCCCCUUCGAGCAGAUCCAGAAAGUCCAGGUGGUGGUCACCGUGCUGGACUAUGACAAGCUGGGCAAGAACGAAGCCAUUGGCAAGAUCUUUGUGGGCAGCAACGCCACGGGCACAGAGCUGCGGCACUGGUCCGACAUGCUGGCCAACCCCCGGAGGCCCAUCGCCCAGUGGCACUCGCUCAAGCCCGAGGAGGAGGUGGACGCACUUCUGGGCAAGAAUAAGUAGGCAGGGCGCCAGCACAGACACAGACGAGAUCAGAGCUAUCAAUACCUCAGUUGUGCACCCGUAGAGGUUUCCUUUUUCAUUUGUUGUGGUUGUGUCUUUGUUUUUCCUUCCUUUUUCUCUUUUUAAAGACCAACUUCCUUCUAAUGAGUGUGUGAGGAGAGUCCCCUAAGAGGUGAAAGAGAAGCCUGGCUCUUAUCAUUGCCCCAGGAGCUAUCCUUGCUGCAUGCCGUGUCACGUUCCCCUCACCCUUUCAAAGCUUCACUGAAGCCUCACCCUGGGUGAAGCCCUCUUUUGGCAGAAAGUCACAGCACUUCCUGUGUUUUGAGUGUUCUGGACCAACAAAAUGGCAGCACUUCCUGUUUCCUGGCAGAGAAGGCAACACAGAGGCCAGUGAUGUGUGUGUGUGUGUGUGUGUGUGUGUGUGAGCAUCUCUCUGCGCUCCUGGAAUGAGCCAUGGACAGUGAAGUUGUGUGGGAAGAGAAGGCUCUUCAGGGACCCUGAAAUGAAGAGAAGGCCACGGUCGAAGUGGGAGAUCUUCUUUCAGCUUCUGAGAGAGCUCAGAGUCCUGAUCAGAUGCCAGGAGCUCCCGUGGUCCUUGUGGGUGGCUGUUCGGGAGGCAAGAUGUGGAGACUGGAUUUCUCCAGAACUGGGACCAAACCCCUGAUGCCAUCAUAGACAUCCUCCUGUCAUUCAUGGUUUCCCCACAAGUGUGGCUCCAGGACAUCCAUGGAAGUGAACUAGUCACUAGA